AUGAACUCCAUUCAAUUGCUCGCAGCAGUCUUCGUGCUUGGGCUUGUGCAGCUGGCCAGCGGACAGAUUGUCUCGCCCGGACAAUGCCAGGACUUUCCGGUGCACGUGAACUUUGACGUGGCCCGGUACCUGGGCUUGUGGUACGAGAUCCGCCGCUACGAGCAGGUGUUCCAGCUUGGUGGUGAAUGUGUUACGGCCGAGUACUCGCUGAACGACGAUGGCAGUGUGCGUGUGUUCAACUCGAUGGUGGUGCCACCGGCGCAGGUCCGAUCGGCCGACACUGGCCGGGCCGUGAUUGCCUUCCCCGAUGAGUCCCCGCUGGAGGCUAAGCUGAACGUUACGUUCGAUGCCGCUGCCGUCGAUGUUUCGGCCAACUACUGGGUUCUUGGCACAGACUAUGACAGCUAUGCCGUCGUUUGGGGUUGCUUCGGAGUGGGCACUACACUGCGUGCCGAAAGUGCCUGGGUGCUGUCCCGUACGCCCCAGCUGUCCGCCCAGGCUGAGGCCGAAGUACAGCGGUACGUCGAUGAGUUCCUGAUCGAAGCCGAUCUUCGUACCACCAGACAGGAUGACACGUUCUGCUGCUCGGUUGAUCCGGAAAACACCGCAUACCCACCGUGCUAG
This is a messenger RNA of Anopheles marshallii, 624 nucleotides long. Its product is annotated as apolipoprotein D-like. Lineage: Eukaryota; Metazoa; Arthropoda; Insecta; Diptera; Culicidae. The record is from RefSeq and is a predicted model, not a curated record. Gene Ontology annotation, molecular function: pigment binding. The coding region runs from base 1 to 624 and encodes 207 amino acids. The transcript has 3 exons.